This is a messenger RNA of Pectinophora gossypiella (pink bollworm), 1554 nucleotides long. RefSeq names its product ubiquitin-fold modifier 1 (gene Ufm1). Gene Ontology annotation, cellular component: nucleus; cytoplasm. The coding region runs from base 210 to 1148 and encodes 312 amino acids. Lineage: Eukaryota; Metazoa; Arthropoda; Insecta; Lepidoptera; Gelechiidae. Gene Ontology annotation, biological process: protein K69-linked ufmylation. The record is from RefSeq and is a predicted model, not a curated record. The transcript has 3 exons.
AAAAAAAUGUGGUCACGUCACUUUCUCUAGUUUCUCUAGCCUUGUUGCUUCGGGGGUUUCUAGUUUCUGUGCUCAAAUCUGAAAUAAUUUUCAACAUGUCAAAAGUUACGUUCAAGAUCACCCUGACUUCAGACCCCAAACUUCCAUUCAAAGUAUGCUGAGUUUUGGUGGGGUCUACGUUGAAUUUACCUCACUUUGUGGAGUACACGAUGGACACGGCUGUUGUGCGACAGUUCCUCGACUUUUUCCAAGACUUCCUCAACCUAUGUCAGCAAGAAAGCUGGCCCGACAAUGAGACCAAUGAACAGGAAAUAAAAAAUGCAUUUCUUAUUGCCACUCAUAUAGAAAAAUGUCUCGAUAGACUACAGAAACAGGACCUGAUUAGCGAAUUCCUGUCUACUUUGAACAGUCACCAGGACAGUUCAAAAUUAUUUCUGAAAAAUUGUUUUGCAGACCCACCUAAAUACAUUUUAAAAAAAAUUAUAAAUUCCAAUACAAAAAUUAACAAGAUGGAUGUUGGAAUCAAGGUGUUUCUGCAGCUAUUUUCUGUUGAAAAACUGGAAACAUGUCUGACAGAUCUCAUGUUAGAAGCAGCAUCCAAGGAAACAUUGUUGAGAAACUUAUCCACAGAAAUAUCUAGAGAAAACAUACUUAAAUUCAAAAGCCAGUUGUUGCUUUCUCAGCUAAAUAGCUCUGAAGAUUCCAAAGAUUCUUUAUUGGGCUUUCUAAAUGGUUCAAACCAAGAUAUGAUAGAACUACUAGUUGUAAGUUUACUAAACAAAGAUUAUAAGUACAAUUUAGCUAUUCAAAACAUACUUAAUAUUCUUACGCAAAGCUUGUCAAGUAAAGACUGUAAGGAUAAAUCACUUUGGAAACACAUUUUUAAAGUCAAUGAUGAUUAUUUAAGAAAAGUCUGUUUGGAACAUGGUGCUUUAUUUAAAUUAUUAACAAGCGGUUUAUUAGAUUGUGGUAAAUUGCUAAGAGAACAAAUGUCAAUGAAGUAUUUCUACAUAGAGUUAACCUAUUCAGAGUUAGUAGUUAUUGUACAAAAGAUAUGUCAAGACGAAAAUUUGAAGUAUGAAUUUUUUGACAUAAUCAGGGAAAAUCUUGGUGAUGUUGCUUUCUGGGAAAAUAUGAUAAUAUCAUGAUCUAUUAAUAUUCUUAUUGUUAUUAUUAAGUUAUUGAAAUCAACCAGUAAACUUUUUAUUUUCCUAUAAGAUUUUUUAUCUACAUUGACCCUUAUCUACAAUAAAUAGAAAAUACUUAUAACUCAUCAUAUGAGUCAACUUGGGACCUGGUGCCAAUGCACUGGUUGCACUGUCGCGCGUGGCGCGAUAUAUAUCGCGGACCUCGAUUGAUAUAUGCAGAUGUGGAGUGCGGCUGUCGGUCGUAGCUUGUGAUAUAACAUGUCGCGCCGGGCGCGGUCGUGUGCAAACAAAAAUCACUUCUCGCAGGACGAACGCAGUUCCCCGUGUUCGGCACGGGCUGUGUCAAGAUAAAUCGCACUUGUUCAAUUAGUAUACUAAUAUUAUGGUGUUCCUGGUAACGAUUGAC